Molecule: messenger RNA, 2029 nt
Organism: Beta vulgaris subsp. vulgaris (sugar beet)
Lineage: Eukaryota; Viridiplantae; Streptophyta; Magnoliopsida; Caryophyllales; Amaranthaceae
Product: oxysterol-binding protein-related protein 3C
Exons: 11
Coding region: 183-1556 (457 amino acids)
Cellular component (GO): membrane; intracellular membrane-bounded organelle; cytosol
Molecular function (GO): sterol binding
Source: RefSeq, a predicted model, not a curated record
ACCUGAAAUAACAAAGUUACCCUCUCUAUGAAUAAUUGAAUUAUGAGAGCGCACACACUUCCCCUCUUCUUUCUCCUUUGAUCGCUGAGUAAUCUGAUCCCGGAGCUCGGGACUGAUCUAUUCGACAUUAAUUAGGGUUUCCAAUUUGAAUCCCUAAUUUCACCUUCAUCACAAAUUCAAACAUGUCAAGCCCCAAGAAAAAGAUGGAAAAUAAGGGCUUUUUCGCUUCGAUGACUUCUAGCUUAUCCGUCUUUAGUAACGCUAUGCAUAGAUCUGUCAACGGGUUAAUUGGUUAUGAAAAUCUGGAAGUCGUAAAUCCCGAGGGAGGUAAGGAUGAUGCUGAGGAAGAAGCACAGAGAGGAAGGUGGAAACAAGAGGAGAGAGAUAGCUACUGGAAAAUGAUGCAGAAGUAUAUUGGAUCUGAUGUAACAUCAAUGGUGACGCUGCCUGUUAUAAUCUUUGAGCCUAUGACUAUGCUGCAGAAAAUGGCUGAGUUAAUGGAGUACAGCCACCUGUUAGAUCAGGCUGAUGAAUGUGAAGAUCCGUAUAUGCGAUUGGUGUAUGCCGCAUCUUGGGCAAUAUCUGUGUACUAUGCUUUUCAGCGCACCUGGAAGCCUUUCAAUCCCAUUCUUGGUGAAACCUAUGAGAUGGUCAAUCAUAAUGGGAUAACAUUUCUUUCAGAGCAGGUGAGCCAUCAUCCUCCUAUGAGCGCUGGACAUUGUGAAAAUGAGCAUUUUAUAUAUGAUGUGACAUCGAAGCUGAAGACAAAAUUUUUAGGCAACUCCCUUGAUGUGUAUCCCGUUGGAAGAACCCGUGUGACUCUCAAAAGAAGUGGUGUAAUGUUGGAUUUGGUUCCCCCUCCUACUAAAGUUCAUAACCUAAUAUUUGGUCGAACAUGGGUGGAUUCACCGGGCGAGAUGAUACUGACUAAUUUAACUACAGGAGAUAAAGUUGUGCUGUAUUUUCAACCAUGCGGAUGGUUUGGGGCUGGUCGAUAUGAGGUGGAUGGUUAUGUUUAUGAUGCUAAUGAGGAGCCUAAAGUAUUGAUGACCGGCAAAUGGAAUGAAUCGUUGAGCUAUCAACAAUGUGAUGUGGAAGGGGAACCUCUACCUGGCACAGAACUGAAAGAGGUCUGGCACGUGGCAGAUACCCCGAAAAAUGACAAACAUCAAUAUACUUACUUUGCCCACAAGAUAAACAGUUUUGACACAGCCCCCAAGAAGUUAUUGGUGUCAGAUUCUCGUUUACGACCUGAUAGAUAUGCUCUUGAGAAAGGUGAUCUAGCUAAGUCUGGUGCAGAAAAAACCAGUUUGGAGGAGAGGCAAAGAGCAGAAAAGAGAAACAGAGAAGCCAAAGGUGACAAUUAUACUCCAAGAUGGUUCAAUCUCACCGAAGAGGUUGCGACUACCCCGUGGGGUGAUAUGGAGAUUUAUCAGUACAAUGGUAAAUACACUGAGCAUCGGGAAGAAAUAGAUAGGUCCGACGUCGUUGAGCUAGAAGAUGUGGAGACCAAGGAGUUCAACCCGUGGCAAUAUAAUGAUUUAUCGGCUGCAUGAGUUAUUUUGUGCACCGUCGUCUAAACUGCAAAUUAUUGGAGUGGCAUGAAGAAUAUGUCCAAAGGAUGAUAAUGUCUUCACUGCCAGACAAUCUAAAAGAAACCCAGCAGUAGAUAGAAAAUUGUGUCCUGCAUUUCAGAUAUGUAUAACUCAUGUUCAAGAAGAUGAUUUCUUCAGACAAAAUCGACCGAGACCAUUAUAAGCAUUCCCCCCAUGGUAUGCUUGCUCAGCCCUGUUUGCCAUUUGCUUCAAGUCGGUUCGGUGUAUUCAGAAUAGGUCCAUCUAUAAGUUGUUACCCUUAUAUUUUUGUGCGUAUUGCUUGUUUGAUUCUGUACUCAUAGACUCAUAGUUGGCUCUGAAGUCCGAAUACAUAAGCUUCUGUUCGACAUUAUUAUUGCUUACAAAGCUUUUAGUGUUUAGUUGUAUGAAGCAACUACUGUUUAAAAAAAAUCCUUGUUCAAUCUUCGUUUUGA